AUGUCUACCGCUUCUUGGACACGUCUUAUUCGCUUUGUCGAUGACAACGGCAACGAGACUUUUGGCGAGCCAAUCAUUCAGGAUGAAAAGGAAUUCUCCGAUCGUCUAGCCAAGAAUGAUCUUUGGGCUGUUGAGUACAAGGGCACAAGUCCUGUAGCUGAGCUCACCAAGGGCGAGAAGAUCCAUGUCAAGACUGUUCGGGAACUUCUCCGACCUUCCGAUGUGCCGAUUAUUCGAUGCAUUGGUCUUAACUACAUCAAGCACAUCAAGGAGGGUGGCCGAACACCGCCUCCAUACCCCUCAGUCUUCAUCAAGCCCGCGACUUGUGUCACUGGCUUCAACGAUGAUGUUCCUAUUCCCAAGAUUGCCCAGGACGGCACAGUAGACUACGAAGGAGAGCUGGGCAUUGUCAUUGGCAAGACUGGCAAGAACAUCCCCAAGGAGUCUGCCCUCUCCCACAUUGCUGGAUACGUCGUCUCCAACGAUGUCUCCGCCCGAGCAUGGCAGCGUGAUCCCAAGAAGGCCGGCGGUGUUCCCCAGUGGUGCUUCAGCAAGGGUUUCGACAAGUUCGCCCCUCUCGGCCCCCUUCUGGUCUCUCCUGCUGUUGUCGGAAACGCCUCCACCCUCAACUUGAGGACAACCGUCAACGGCGAGGAGAGGCAAAACUCCAGCACUGGCGAUCUUCUCUUUGGUGUUGAGGAGAUUGUCAGCUUCAUCAGCCAGGGAACUACCCUCGAGGCUGGUACCGUUGUUCUCACUGGCACACCAUCUGGAGUUGCCAUGGGUAUGAAGGAGCCCAAGUACCUUAACGACGGAGAUAUUGUGGAGGUUAGCAUUACUGGACUGGGGAGCGUCAGGAACAAGAUGGUUUUCGAGUAG
This is a messenger RNA of Fusarium keratoplasticum, 879 nucleotides long. RefSeq lists its product as uncharacterized. NCBI's taxonomy places the organism in Eukaryota, Fungi, Ascomycota, Sordariomycetes, Hypocreales, Nectriaceae. The coding region runs from base 1 to 879 and encodes 292 amino acids. The record is from RefSeq and is a predicted model, not a curated record. The transcript is spliced from 3 exons. Gene Ontology annotation, molecular function: catalytic activity.